AUGCAUGCAAAUGUAACAUCUGAUCGAGGAGGUGGCGGCGGUGGCUCUUGGCGUUUGCCACCAGAUGAAACACUACAGGUGCAGGACCCCAAACAAAAGGACCAAGACUUGGAUCUUGAUGAGGGUCACAACUGGCGAAGUAUAAUCUUUUCGCUUUUAGUUAUAAGCUUUGUUAUUGCUGGCAUAAUAACCGCAAUUUAUUUGCUGGGUUAUGUUGACGAACUAUUAUAUUGGUCAGGCAGGCGCAUGAUACUCGAUGAGUAUUUACAAGGUGACCUAACGCCAACAAGACUGCAGCCAGCGUGGGUAACAACCAGAAAGUAUGUCUUCCAAUCGGAUGACGGCGGAUUGGCUGUAUUAAAUACCGCUACGAAUUCGGUUAGCACACUCGUUACCAAUCACACACUUAGACAAUUAAAUGUACGUGGCUAUCAAUGCUCAUAUGAUCUGCGAUACGUUCUCUUUAGGCAUAAUGUUAAGAAGAUUUUUAGAAAAUCAUUUACUGCAUUUUAUACAAUAUAUGAUGUUGAAAACGAUCACCAUAUGCCUGUAAAAUUAAAAGAUUCCCCCAAGGUACAAAGAACAAGACUGCAAUAUGCAGCCUGGUUGGGAAAUUCAACCUCACUCAUUAUUGUAGCUGAUAAUGAUAUAUAUUUGCGACAAUCACCCAUAGAGGAAGAAGACAUACGAAUAACUUUUACAGGCUAUCCAAAUGUGAUGUAUAAUGGUGUGCCUGAUUGGUUAUAUCAAGAAGAGAUUUUCAAUGAGCCUGAAGCUAUUUGGUCAUCAGUCGAUGGUUCACACUUCAUGUAUGCUUCUUUUAAUGACACUAACGUGGGUAUGAUGACAUACCCAUGGCUUGCCUCAGGAGCAGUUAUAUCUGGUAUUGGCAUGUCGUCCGGUAGUUCAUUUCCAGAAACGAAAAAUGUCCGUUAUCCGACACCAGGUACUGUGAACCCAGAAGUAAAGCUGUGGGUAGUAGAUAUUACGAAUUUAACAGAUAUACAGUUUAAUUUACUUAAGCCUCCGCCAUCAUUGGAUGGGCAAGAUUAUUACAUAACUUCAGCUGGUUGGGUUACUGAGCAUAAUCACCAAAUAUCGGCAGUUUAUAUGAUGAGGUCUCAGAAUUAUAGCAUAAUAUCUUCGUGUUUCGCCGAUACGAAUUGGACGUGUGAAGAGAUACACUCAGAACGUGCACCAGAGGACGAAUGGCUAGACAUCUUACCACAUCCUAUAUACGCUCCAGAUGGUAAUAGUUUUUUACUACUGGCUAGCGUUCAAGAAUCUGGUACAGAGCAUUUCACUCAUAUUAAACAUAUAACAAUAACCCAACAAAGGAUAUCUGUUAUUUCUCAUGGCCGUUAUGAGGUAUUGAAAAUUCUUUGUUGGGACACGGUAAAUCAUUUGGUAUACUAUUUAGGGACACAAGACAAAAAGCCUGGGCAAAGACAUUUGUACAUAGUGAAAGAUCCUGUAAACGACGACAGUCGAAAAACUGAACCACAGUGUAUUACGUGCGAUUUGGGCGAAGCUCUUUGGAGUAGUCGUUAUUAUUAUGUGAAUUGUUCGCAUUUCGACGCCUUUAUGACACCAACGUCUUCCAUAGCAACACAAUUCGGUAUCGAAUUUUAUAUAUUGGAGUGUCAAGGCCCCGGAUUGCCUGUAUCAGGAGUGCAUUCACAUAAAACGCACAGUUUAGUAAAAAUUCUAUACGAUACGCGCCCAUUUUACACUGAACGAUUACAAAAAUUGGCACUGCCAACGCAACGUUCAUUUGAAAUACCAUUGCCACACGGUAGUCGCGCCCAAGUGCAAUUAUUGCUGCCACCAAGUUGGAGAGAAGAACUAAGAGAUGCUGCAUUUCCAGUAAUUGUAGAAGUAAAUGGUCGGCCAGGUUCAGAGUCUGUAUCCGAAAAGUUUCGUAUUGACUGGGGUACUUAUAUGUCAUCUCGUAAUGAUGUUAUAUAUGUGCGUUUAGAUGUACGUGGUGCAAAAGGACAAAGUAAAAAGCAAUUAUAUAGGCAUUUAGGUGGUGUGGAAGUUCAGGAUCAAAUUUCUGUGCUUAAAUACCUGCUAGAUACAAUUUCUUUUUUAGAUGAAACCAGAGUGGGCAUCUGGGGUUGGGGUUAUGGAGGUUAUGUUACGUCUAUGGUGUUAGGCACACAACAAGAGGUGUUCAAAUGCGGCAUAGCCAUUUCGCCGAUUGCUGACUGGUUAUAUUACAAUUCUGCUUUCACUGAACGUAUUUUGGGGCUCCCAGCUGAAAACUUUAAAGGUUAUGUAGAAGCUGAUGCUACACAACGAGCUCGUCUCAUUAAAUCGCAUUCAUUCUUCUUAAUACAUGGGUUAGCAGAUUCAACGGCGCCUUAUGUCCAUGGAGUACAGUUAGCGAAAUCCCUAACAGAUGCAAAUAUUUUGUACAGAUAUCAGACUUAUGCAGAUGAAGGACACGAUUUAAUCGGCGUUCUUGAACAUGUUUAUUCAUCGAUGGAACACUAUUUUGCCGAUUGUUUAAGUCUUGAUCCUGACGACACUAAACCGGAUUUGGAUCAAACAAUUGUUCCGACUGAAUAACAACCGUAAAUGUUUCAAGUUGGCAUCGGUUAACUUGAAAUAUCGAAUAUAUAACAAGUGCAUUACUCUAGCAAGUAUAUAUACAUACACGAAUAUGUAAAACCCUAUAUAUAUUAUGUAUAAGUUUUUACAUAUGCUCUUAUAUA
This is a messenger RNA of Teleopsis dalmanni, 2720 nucleotides long. Its product is annotated as inactive dipeptidyl peptidase 10. The record is from RefSeq and is a predicted model, not a curated record. Lineage: Eukaryota; Metazoa; Arthropoda; Insecta; Diptera; Diopsidae. Gene Ontology annotation, molecular function: serine-type peptidase activity; dipeptidyl-peptidase activity. The coding region runs from base 1 to 2574 and encodes 857 amino acids. Gene Ontology annotation, biological process: proteolysis. The transcript is spliced from 12 exons.